CAUCCCUGUUCACGCACGAGGCACGACAGGCAUGGCGGCUCGAAGGUUCAGGCCGAUCGAGCAGUGCGCCUCGGAGGGGCGGUCGCACCAGACGGUGGCAGCCGACCUCGACGGCACACUCCUCCUGUCCCGCAGCGCGUUCCCGUACUACCUCCUCAUCGCGCUCGAGGCCGGCAGCCUCCUCCGCGCCGUGGCCCUCCUCCUGUCUGUGCCCUUCGUAUACCUCACCUACGUCUCCUUCUCCGAGACCCUGGCCGUGCGCACGCUCCUCUACAUCGCCGUGGCGGGCCUCAGGAUGAGUGACAUCGAAGCGGUGGCCCGGUCGGUGCUCCCCAGGUUCUACGCCGGCGACGUCCACCCGGAGGGGUGGCGCGUGUUUGGCUCGUUCGGGAGGAGGUACAUCGUCACGGCGAGCCCGAGGGUGAUGGUGGAGCCGUUCGCGAGGGAGUUCCUUGGCGCGGACAAGAUCAUCGGGACGGAGCUGGAGGUGAGCGUGUCCGGGAAGGCUACGGGCUUCGUCGCCAAGCCCGGGGUGCUGGUCAGCGAGCACAAGAGGCAGGCGGUGCUGAGGGAGUUCGGCGACGCGCUGCCGGACGUGGGCAUGGGGGACCGAGAGAGCGACUUCGACUUCAUGGCCAUCUGCAAGGAAGCGUACAUCGUAACACCAAAGAAGUACCGUGCGGUGCCCAGGGACCAGCUGCAGAGCCGCGUCAUCCUCCACGACGGCCGCCUCGUCCGGCGCCCGACGGCGAUCAACACGCUGCUCACCUUCCUGUGGAUGCCGCUUGGCUUGGCGCUCGCGCUGCUGCGCGUCCUCAACCUGCUCCUGCCGGAGCGCGUCGUCUUCUACACCCACAAGCUCAUGGGCAUCAGGCUUGUGGUGCGCGGCCACCCGCCGCCGCCGCCGCCCAAAAAGGGCCGCCCGAGCGUCCUCUUCGUGUGCAACCACCGCACCGUGCUCGACCCGGUCGAGGUCGCCGUCGCGCUGGGCCGCAAGGUGAGCUGCGUCACGUACAACGUCUCCAGGUUCUCGGAGCUCAUCUCGCCGAUCAGGGCCGUCGCGCUGUCCCGGGAGCGCGACAGGGACGCCGCCCUCAUCCGGCGGCUGCUCGAGGAGGGCGACCUCGUCAUCUGCCCCGAGGGCACCACCUGCCGCGAGCCGUUCCUGCUGCGGUUCAGCGCGCUAUUCGCUGAGCUCACCGACCGCAUCGUGCCCGUGGCUAUCAACACCAAGGAGAGCAUGUUCCACGGGUCCACGGCGCGCGGGUACAAGCUCAUGGACCCCUGCUUCUUCUUCAUGAACCCGCGGCCGACGUACGAGAUCACGUUCCUGAACCAGCUGCCGAGGGAGCUGACCUGCGGCGGCGGGAGGUCGCCGAUCGAGGUGGCCAACUGCGUCCAGAAGGUCCUGGCCACGCAGCUCGGGUCCGAGUGCACCAGCAUCACGCGCAAGGACAAGUACGGGAUGCUCGCUGGCAACGACGGCCGCGUGCCACUGAAGGAGAAGGACUAGGGAAGACCGGAAGACAGACACUGAUACUAUUGCCUUGCAUUGAGCGUUGCGAUCGACGGAUGAUUUGCCAUUGAUGUUUGUGAUAAGAAGUGGUUUGGUUCUAGAUCUGUUAUCUUGACUUAUUAAGCAAUGUUAAAGAAAAAAAAAAAACAUGUUUUCCUCCCAAGAGCAGGAAAUUACCACUUCGAUCAGUG
Phragmites australis (common reed) is the source of this 1707-nucleotide messenger RNA. RefSeq names its product glycerol-3-phosphate 2-O-acyltransferase 6-like. Gene Ontology annotation, cellular component: membrane. The record is from RefSeq and is a predicted model, not a curated record. Gene Ontology annotation, molecular function: phosphatase activity; glycerol-3-phosphate 2-O-acyltransferase activity. The transcript has 2 exons. Gene Ontology annotation, biological process: cutin biosynthetic process. Lineage: Eukaryota; Viridiplantae; Streptophyta; Magnoliopsida; Poales; Poaceae. The coding region runs from base 32 to 1513 and encodes 493 amino acids.